Messenger RNA from Caenorhabditis briggsae, 861 nucleotides. Gene Ontology annotation, molecular function: GTP binding; GTPase activity. The record is from RefSeq and is a predicted model, not a curated record. The transcript has 6 exons. NCBI's taxonomy places the organism in Eukaryota, Metazoa, Nematoda, Chromadorea, Rhabditida, Rhabditidae. The annotation marks the transcript as partial.
AUGAAUCGCAGUAAAAGUGUGGGUCGAAGAGAUGCAAAGCCACGGGGUGAACGUCGACAAAACAAGGUUACUGUAGCUGUUCUGGGAGCUGAACGAGUUGGCAAAUCAGCAAUGGUCUCUCAGUUUCUUUGGCACAAGUUUGUGGAAGAUUAUCGUCCGACUGUCGAGGAAUUUAAUUGGAUUGAAUAUGAGAUUGAAGAAGGACGAGUUCUCAUGGUUCAGAUAAUUGAUUCAAGUGGGUCUCGUGAUUUUAUUGGAAUGAAAAACUUGUAUAUUGGAACAGCAGAUGCUUUUCUGGUGGUUUUUGCAUCUGAUGACGCAUCUUCUCUAGAUGAAGCGCUCACGACAGUCAACGAUAUACACGCAAGAAGAGGGAAAGAUGUUCCAAUACUUCUUGUCGCCAACAAAACAGACCAACCAUGUCUUUCUCGCCUAACCUCAAAAUCAGAUAUGAAAUGUUGUGCAUUGAAUGAAGAAGAAGUCAGAGCUUGCUUUCACGAAAUAUUACUCAGAACAAGACCCAAUUUAAAUAUUCAAGGGUUUGAAUUGAGAAAAAGACGACAAAAUAUCAUUGAACUUCUGGCAGAUGAAGUCUACUUUCAACCUUGCUACACUGUUGCUCGUAGAUCUGGAAGACGUUAUUUCACGGAUCGUUUAUGGGGAAUGAUGCAUGCAUUGAAUCAGUGUGACGUGGAAUCUACAGUACUCCUUCCGGCUGACCCUACCAACAAAAGACCGGAUGCUGUAUUUGAGAUGGAGUUCAUUCAAACCGCCACUUAUACCAGUUAUACUAAAAAGCUCCAUAAAAUUUCGAUGGAGAUGAAAGCAAGACAAACUGAUGCGAACUCUCCAUUCCGCAUU